This is a messenger RNA of Saimiri boliviensis boliviensis (Bolivian squirrel monkey), 4169 nucleotides long. RefSeq names its product SRY-box transcription factor 5 (gene SOX5). The record is from RefSeq and is a predicted model, not a curated record. Gene Ontology annotation, biological process: regulation of transcription by RNA polymerase II; cell fate commitment; positive regulation of chondrocyte differentiation. Gene Ontology annotation, molecular function: DNA-binding transcription factor activity, RNA polymerase II-specific; RNA polymerase II cis-regulatory region sequence-specific DNA binding. Lineage: Eukaryota; Metazoa; Chordata; Mammalia; Primates; Cebidae. Gene Ontology annotation, cellular component: nucleus.
AUGUCUUCCAAGCGACCAGCCUCUCCGUAUGGGGAAGCAGAUGGAGAGGUAGCCAUGGUGACAAGCAGACAGAAAGUGGAAGAAGAGGAGAGUGACGGGCUCCCAGCCUUUCACCUUCCCUUGCAUGUGAGUUUUCCCAACAAGCCUCACUCUGAGGAAUUUCAACCAGUUUCUCUGCUGACGCAAGAGACUUGUGGCCAUAGGACUCCCACUUCUCAGCACAAUACAAUGGAAGUUGAUGGCAAUAAAGUAAUGUCUUCAUUUGCCCCACACAACUCAUCUACCUCACCUCAGAAGGCAGAAGAAGGUGGGCGACAGAGUGGCGAGUCCUUGUCUAGUACAGCCCUGGGAACUCCUGAACGGCGCAAAGGCAGUUUAGCUGAUGUUGUUGACACCUUGAAGCAGAGGAAAAUGGAAGAGCUCAUCAAAAACGAGCCGGAAGAAACCCCCAGUAUUGAAAAGCUACUCUCAAAGGACUGGAAAGACAAGCUUCUUGCAAUGGGAUCGGGGAACUUUGGCGAAAUAAAAGGGACUCCUGAGAGCUUAGCUGAGAAAGAAAGGCAACUCAUGGGUAUGAUCAACCAGCUGACCAGUCUGCGAGAGCAGCUCUUGGCUGCCCAUGAUGAACAGAAGAAACUAGCUGCCUCUCAGAUUGAGAAACAGCGUCAGCAAAUGGAGCUGGCCAAGCAGCAGCAAGAACAGAUUGCAAGACAACAGCAGCAGCUUCUGCAGCAACAACACAAAAUCAAUUUGCUCCAGCAACAGAUCCAGGUUCAAGGUCAGCUGCCGCCAUUAAUGAUUCCCGUAUUCCCUCCUGAUCAACGGACACUGGCUGCAGCUGCCCAGCAAGGAUUCCUCCUCCCUCCAGGCUUCAGCUAUAAGGCUGGAUGUAGUGACCCUUACCCUGUUCAGCUGAUCCCAACUACCAUGGCAGCUGCUGCCGCAGCAACACCAGGCUUAGGCCCACUCCAACUGCAGCAGUUAUAUGCUGCCCAGCUAGCUGCAAUGCAGGUAUCUCCAGGAGGGAAGCUGCCAGGCAUACCCCAAGGCAACCUUGGUGCUGCUGUAUCUCCUACCAGCAUUCACACAGACAAGAGCACAAACAGCCCACCACCCAAAAGCAAGGAUGAAGUGGCACAGCCACUGAACCUAUCAGCUAAACCCAAGACCUCUGAUGGCAAAUCACCCACAUCACCCACCUCUCCCCAUAUGCCAGCUCUGAGAAUAAACAGUGGGGCAGGCCCCCUCAAAGCCUCUGUCCCAGCAGCGUUAGCUAGUCCUUCAGCCAGAGUUAGCACAAUAGGUUACUUAAAUGACCACGAUGCUGUCACCAAGGCAAUCCAGGAAGCUCGGCAAAUGAAGGAGCAACUUAGACGGGAACAACAGGUGCUUGAUGGGAAGGUGGCUGUUGUGAAUAGUCUGGGUCUCAAUAACUGCCGAACAGAAAAGGAAAAAACAACACUGGAGAGUCUGACUCAGCAACUGGCAGUUAAACAGAAUGAAGAAGGAAAAUUUAGCCAUGCAAUGAUGGAUUUCAAUCUGAGUGGAGAUUCUGAUGGAAGUGCUGGAGUCUCAGAGUCAAGAAUUUAUAGGGAAUCCAGAGGGCGUGGUAGCAAUGAACCCCACAUAAAGCGUCCAAUGAAUGCCUUCAUGGUGUGGGCUAAAGAUGAACGGAGAAAGAUCCUUCAAGCCUUUCCUGACAUGCACAACUCCAACAUCAGCAAGAUAUUGGGAUCUCGCUGGAAAGCUAUGACAAACCUCGAGAAACAGCCAUAUUAUGAGGAGCAAGCCCGUCUCAGCAAGCAGCACCUGGAGAAGUACCCUGACUAUAAGUACAAGCCCAGGCCAAAGCGCACCUGCCUCGUGGAUGGCAAAAAACUGCGCAUUGGUGAAUACAAGGCAAUCAUGCGCAACAGGCGGCAGGAGAUGCGGCAGUACUUCAAUGUUGGGCAACAAGCACAGAUCCCCAUAGCCACUGCCGGUGUUGUGUACCCUGGAGCCAUCGCUAUGGCUGGAAUGCCCUCCCCUCACCUGCCCUCAGAGCACUCAAGCGUGUCUAGCAGCCCAGAGCCUGGGAUGCCUGUUAUCCAGAGCACUUACGGUGUGAAAGGAGAGGAGCCACAUAUCAAAGAAGAGAUACAGUCCGAGGACAUCAAUGGAGAAAUUUAUGAUGAGUACGAUGAGGAAGAGGAUGAUCCAGAUGUAGAUUAUGGGAGUGACAGUGAAAACCAUAUUGCAGGACAAGCCAACUGAUAAGGGUCAAAAGAUUGUUGUGACCUUAGGACUUAAAGAAGCCCUAACUGGUUCAUCCUUACCAGUGGCCAAGCACAUUAACUUUCUCAUACACUGACUGUUACUUUAACUGUUAGUCUUAAAUAGUUGGGACAUCAGCUGACUAAUAGACCUCAGCCUCAAAAGGCUUGGAAAGAAAAAAAAAUACAACAAGCAGACAACAGUAUCAACAACAAGAGAUUGAAAUAAGCUAUGGGUAAAAUAAUGCCAGUAAUUCAGCUGCUACAUCCAAGCACUGAAGUCUUACCCGUCAACUUUUUUUUUUUUAAUAAACUUUAUGGCUGUUUGUUCUACAAUGUUCUAGAAAUUCUCACUCAGGUACACAGUGCCAACAAGUGGCUUGUGAAUGUGUUUUGUUGUUUUGUGCUACAAUUUUUAAAAAGAAAUAAGUUUUGUUUUGUUUUUGGGGGUUUCUGGGUUUUUUCCUUUUCUUUUUCUUUUCUUUCAUUUUUUUUCGUUGUAAUGCACCUGACAGAAAAAAAAGAAAAAUGAAUUUCUCUUUACUUCUCUCCACCUUCUCCAUCUCUAUACUUUAAAGAUGGAAGUCUGUGCAUGAGGGGGAAGAGGGAAAAAGAGCCUGUUUUUAACUUACUUGCUAUCCACCACAAAAUAAGCAAUUAUUUUCUUUAGAGGACUUUCUUUAUCUGUUGCACACCACACUACAUCUUUGAGCAAGUGCCAAAUUUGUACUGAAGUGUUGACCAAGUUCAUUUUUUCCCUUUUCUUUUUCCUGUUCCUUCUUAAGUUAGGACAGUGUUAUAUCUUAGACAAUCCCUUAGAAAACCUGAAAUACCAGCAGCUGGUGAGAUUUGACUUUUUUUUUUUUUUAAUGGAAACUGUAGGUGCUGUUCUCAGGUGAAAAGAGAGAGAGACAUAAGAAAUUUAGAGAAAAAUAUUUUCUGAUCUUGGAUUUUUGUGUGUAUGUAUGUGUGUGAUUAUGGUACUAAUAGGAAUAACGUUGGACCAUUGUGAGUUAAACCCACAUCUGGGGAUGAAAUCCCACAUCCUCCCAAGUGACUGGUCUAGAAAUAAUCUUGACCUUGACUUUGCACUUCAAAUGACAACUUAACCAAGUAUAGGGCUCAGAAAUUAUAUUUUUAAAUGUCUAAUAUGAUUAUUAUUGGAUGGAUCAGGUGGCCCUGUGUAAUAGAGGUGUGCAUGUAUAACAUGGAAGCUACUAGCAAACUGUUCCCAGAUGUCCUUUCUCCCUGGUCAGUUGGUUCUAUUAAUGUUUGCUACUUAGUGAUUUUUGUUUUUCCUGUUGAUAUUUCGAGCAAAACAAUCAUUGUUUUCAUUGAAUAUAUUUGGCCAUCUUUCAGAUGAAUAGAAUUAGCUUAUUUCUUCAACAUUCCAUCCUUUCCUGAUCAGGAAAUGAAACUGAUGAUUUUAUAAGGUAUUUUUCACCCCUCCAUGAAAUGAGGUGGAGGCCUUUAGCAUUUCAGAAGUGUGGGCCAUGUGUAGUUCAUGCCAUAAAAAGUAGUAUUUAAUUAAAAGUCAUUGCAGCCCAACAAAAUGGAGCCUGGUUGCACCCAGGGAUCCUUGCCACUGCUCUUCCCUUGCUGUCAGAUGAAUCACUGAAGUCCAUCUUCGGUUCGAACAGAGUGUUUGUGAAGAGCAACAACUGAAUGUGAUGGGACUGCUUAUGUAGAUUUUGCCAGCCAAACGCCAAGGCAGUUGUAGGGCCUGUACAAAUAAAUGCAAAAUCAUUUCAAGUCAAUUGCCAUUAUUUGUAUUGAAGUAUCAGAUAGCAAAUACUGCAACUAGUAGCUCGAUGUGCUAUAGUUUUCAUUCAAGUCAUCAUUUUCCUAUUCCACCCCCACUAAACACCACCCUAAAGUUGGAUUUUUACAUAUAAGUAAAGAAAAGAAUUCCUUUUA